Punica granatum (pomegranate) is the source of this 1529-nucleotide messenger RNA. NCBI's taxonomy places the organism in Eukaryota, Viridiplantae, Streptophyta, Magnoliopsida, Myrtales, Lythraceae. The record is from RefSeq and is a predicted model, not a curated record.
AGACCGGAGAGCUGCCCCACCCCGGACCUGAGCGCUGAAGACGACUGGUAGUUUCGCUUCGCACAGCUAACAGCUCUCUUUGGAAUUCGUCCCAAUAAACCUCAAAGCAUUCAAUCGUAGAGGACCCCAGCAGCUCGUCGGUCCGAUUUUCAUCGUACCGUGUCGAGAAUUUCUGAAGUAGUGACAGCUCGAGAGGAAGAUGUUCAUGGGGCAUACUGAAGGUCUUUCGGAGCGCAGUGCAUCAGUGGAGAGGCUGCUACCUGAUCGUGACUCUGAAAUAGAUGAUGAUGGAGGGUCUGAUUCUUCUGAACCUAUACUUUACACUGCCUCUUUUGAAGAGCUUGCCCAGAAUCACAUCAAGUAUGAUACAAUUAUAUGGUUAUCCAUAUCCCUGCUUCUUGUAUUAGCAUGGGGAGUGGGUAUCAUUAUGCUGCUAUAUCUGCCCUUCAGAAGACAUGUCCUUCAGAAGGAUGUUUCCUCGCGCAAGCUAUAUGUUACGCCCACUAAAAUAGUAUACAAGGUCUCAAGACCCUCAUUCAUACCCUUUUACGGUUGGCUGACAAUUGAGAAGCAAGUGCCUCUUUCCUUGGUGAUUGAUAUCAUUAUUGAACAAGGUUGGCUGCAGUCUAUUUAUGGAAUUCAUACCUUCAGAGUUGAAAGCAUAGCUCUUGGGAAGGCUGCCCCGGUGGAUGAACUACAGGUGCAAGGGGUUUCAGAUCCUGGGAUGCUGAGGAAGAUCAUCAUAACAGAAGCUUCUAAGGUCAUACAAGCUGGUAAAGGUUGGAAAGCUGCUGGUAUCACCGGUGAAGGGGACACUGUGGCUCGUAUGGCAUCAAUAAAUGAGGGACCAGUUUUCCUGAGAUCACCAUCUAAAAGUCUGAAGAUGACUGCUUCCCCACGCUAUACGUCAAUCGAACGUAGGGCUGCUGGGGUACCUGGAGAGCUGCUGUUGAGUAAACUCGAUGAAGUUAGUAAAUCCGUCAAGAAAAUUGAGUCACUGAUCGAGAAGUCCCAGCUUGGUCCUAAGGAGUAGCUUAACUGAGCGUAGGUGAUCCAUCUGGUCAUCCUCGAGUUUCAACUGCAGAGUUGACAGAUACCGCGGGGCCAAAGAGUCUAUAGUUUUUGCCCAUCAUUUAAUUUUUCCGUAGCAACAGUGGAAUAGCCACACAGUAUGUUGUAUAACUUUGCCCAUCAUCCCACUUUUUCAUUUCACAGAAACUAAUUUUGAUCGUAUCUUCUUCUUUGGUGUAAUUCUUUUUUUAGCGAGCAUCGCAUUGGCAUUAUCUGUAUCUCAAUGUAAAGUGCCAUCGAAAGCCUUCCUCAAUUUGUUGUUCCAGCGAGGGAGAGGCUCGCUGCAUAGUUCUGCACCAUGUCCAUGAUUUUCAAUGGAUUGAAUUUGUGGUUUAUGACCACCCCAUGUAAUGUCCAAAAACUGUAUGGAACUUGAAUUUGCCUUUUUGUGCAAAUCACUGGUGCAUCUUCAUAGCAUUGCAGCUUGAAUGAAUGCAUUGAGAAAGUGUGACUGGACA